AUGAAAUAUACUGUGACUUUUGAUGAGAAGACCCUAAUAGAUCUUAUUGAUGAUACGGAACUUGCAAACCUAUUUCAACAUAAUGAGAGAAGUGGGCAUGUGUAUAUAGCAUGCAAAGAAAAUGAAAAUGUACAGGAAACAUUUGAUGAGCAACAAGUCACAGAGGAAUUGCUAGGAGGCUCAGAAAAAAGCCCUCUAACAAAUGAAGCACUUGGAGGACCUAGUAGCCUACCUUGUAGAGUACAAAGUGCACCCACACCCAUGCCUGAAUUGAACUCAUUGAAAUGGAAAAAAUUGUUGUCAGGAGUAUUGCAAACAUUUGCAAAUGCUGAUGCUUUUAGAGAGACACUCUACAAGUAUAGUAUUGCUCACAAGUUUCAAUACAAAUUUUUGAAGAAUAGCAAGGAUAGAAUGUCUGUGAAAUGUAAAAUUGAAGGGUGUCAUUGGAAGAUAACAGCAAAUGCGAUAGGGAAGCAAACUCAUUUCCUACGUGUGACACAAUUUCAAGAUGAACAUAUUCAUCAUGCUCAAGACAGCCUUCAAGUGAUACAUGCUCGAAGAGCUAGUCUAACGUCAUCUAUUAUAAUUGAGGAGGUAAGGUCUCACAUAGACAAGGGUCCAAACGAAAUUAGGGAGACAUUACAAAGAGACUAUGGUGUGAAUCUCACAUAUAAACAAGCAUACGCUGCUAAGGAAAAAGCACUUGAGGAGAUUCAUGGUAGACCAGAGCAGUCUUAUAUGCUUAUACCAUGGAUAUGUCAACGGUUAAAGGAUACUGAUCCAAAAACUGUGGCUGAAUGGGUAGCUUCUCAUAAUAAUAUUUUUGAGCGUGUCUUCAUAGCAUAUGGUUGUUGUAUAGAAGGAUUCAUGGUUAGGGCAAGACAUAUACUAUAUAUAGAUGGAACUCAUUUAAGUGGCCCGUAUAAGGGCACCUUACUAUCAGCCUCCGCAUAUGAUGCAGAUAAUGAAUUGUUGCCAUUUGCAAUUGGUAUUGUAAAAGGAGAGACAUAUGAGGACUGGACAUGGUUUUUGGUUAUGAUUAAAAAGAUAAUAGGGUUAGUUGAAUUGACAAUUGUUUCAGACCGUCACAAUGCUAUAAUAAGAGCUGUAUGGGAAAUAUUUGGUGGUGAGCGUCAUGCAUUUUGCUAUCGACACGUGAAGGAAAACUUUAGUGCAGAAUUGAUGAAAUUAAAUAGAGGUAAGAAAAGGACAAGUGCCCAGAGCAAGGAUGAUGCGCUAAAAUUGCUUGAUGACAUUGCAUAUGCAAGGCUUGAAAGUGAGUUCAAUGAUGCUAUGGAAAACAUGAGAAGUUUCUCUUCACAAUUAUUUCAGUGGCUUGAGAAUCAUGGGGAUGUUGAUAGGUGGGCUUUAAGCAAGUUUCCAUUUAGACGAUGGGACAAUAUAACAACAAAUCUUGUUGAGUCGUUCAAUGCAUGGAUGGUGAAGGAGAUGAGGCAUAAUGUUGCUCAAUUGAUCCAUGAGCAUCGAGAAAAGGUAGCAAAGAAAAUGUAUGCAUCAAGUAUGGCAAUGAGGAAGUGGAAAACUAUUGUUGGUCCAAACAUAGAAUCAAAAGUGAGAGAGCAUGUGGCUAGAGUUAAUGUUAGCUGA
Messenger RNA from Neltuma alba, 1608 nucleotides. RefSeq lists its product as uncharacterized. Lineage: Eukaryota; Viridiplantae; Streptophyta; Magnoliopsida; Fabales; Fabaceae. The record is from RefSeq and is a predicted model, not a curated record. The transcript is spliced from 2 exons. Bases 1 to 1608 code for a protein of 535 amino acids.